Messenger RNA from Galeopterus variegatus (Sunda flying lemur), 1288 nucleotides. RefSeq names its product cell death-inducing DFFA-like effector a (gene CIDEA). The transcript is spliced from 7 exons. Bases 1 to 966 code for a protein of 321 amino acids. NCBI's taxonomy places the organism in Eukaryota, Metazoa, Chordata, Mammalia, Dermoptera, Cynocephalidae. Gene Ontology annotation, cellular component: lipid droplet. The record is from RefSeq and is a predicted model, not a curated record. Gene Ontology annotation, biological process: apoptotic process; regulation of apoptotic process; lipid storage.
AUGGAGGCCGCCCGGGAUUACGCCGGAGCCCUCAUCAGGUUCCUGCUGCUCUACCCGACUAUGAAGUGGGUGUCCCUCGGCCACCACUAUGCUUUGGAUAUUCCCAGGCAGUAUCUUACGCGGCCUUGGUCUUCGCCAGCUAGUUUAGGUCUCAGACACUGCGAUGGGGUGGAGGACGAAGCCAGGCUUCUGAAUGUGAAGCGUAAGCUGGCCAGUCCUCAUUGCCCUCUGCACCAGGUCACCAGGGACGAGGACGUGCGUGGUCUUUCCCUAGGGAUGGCUCAGCAGCCCCUGACAUUCAUGGGAUCACAGACCAAGAGGGUCCUGCUCACCCCGCUCAUGCGUCCUGCCCGCCCCUUCCGGGUCUCCACCCACGACAGGAGCAGCCGCCGCGGGGUGAUGGCCAGCAGCCUGCAGGAACUGCUUAGCAAGACCCUGGACGCCCUCGUUAUCACCGCUGGGCUGGUCACUCUGGUGCUGGAGGAAGAUGGCACCGUGGUGGACACAGAAGAGUUCUUUCAGACCUUAGGAGACAACACACAUUUCAUGAUCUUGGAAGAAGGACAGAAGUGGACACCGGGUAGUAAUUAUGUCCCAGCUUGCCGGCAGCCGAAGAAAUCAGGAAUAGCAAGAGUCACCUUCGACUUGUACAAGCUGAAUCCCAAGGACUUCAUCGGCUGCCUCAACGUGCAGGCCACCAUGUACGAGAUGUACUCAGUGUCCUAUGACAUCCGGUGCACAGGACUCAAGGGCCUACUGAGGAGCCUGAUGUGGUUCCUGUCCUACUCCGCCCAGGUGACCGGACAGUUUCUCCUCUACGUGGGCACAUACAUGCUCCGAGUUCUGGGUGACACGGAAGAGCAGCCUUCUCACCGGUCCCACUCCAAGGCCCGGGUCACCUGUGGGCAGGGACGCACUGCAGAGGGCUUGGCUGGCCUCCUGACCCGGACACUCCGGGCCAAGUGAUGAGCGUGAAGAUGCUUUUAUGUUGUUGUCCCCAUGCUCUUGGUAGGCUGUGGGUGCCUUCUGCUUAGGGGUGGUGGGAAGGGGCUGGUGGGGCAUGACGUGGGGCUGCCGAGGGCCACAGGCAGGAACAGGACAGCCCGCAGGUCUGGGGGCAGAGUGUGUGUGCAGUGGACCCGUGUGGCUCCUCACCUGCCCCCAUAAACUGACCACGAGAACUCCCUGUAUUAUGUGUGAUGCUUCUCCUGCCUCCUCUCCCCAGAAGCAAACUCAGCUUCCACAGAGAGGCAAACCUAAGCCAGAAAUAUUCUGCUCAAAGAUAAAA